Messenger RNA from Limanda limanda (common dab), 1185 nucleotides. RefSeq names its product phosphorylase b kinase gamma catalytic chain, skeletal muscle/heart isoform-like. Bases 1 to 1185 code for a protein of 394 amino acids. Gene Ontology annotation, molecular function: calmodulin binding; ATP binding; phosphorylase kinase activity. The record is from RefSeq and is a predicted model, not a curated record. Gene Ontology annotation, cellular component: phosphorylase kinase complex. Gene Ontology annotation, biological process: glycogen biosynthetic process; protein phosphorylation. The transcript is spliced from 9 exons. Lineage: Eukaryota; Metazoa; Chordata; Actinopteri; Pleuronectiformes; Pleuronectidae.
AUGACCAAAGAUGAGGAGAUCCCUGACUGUGUCGGAGCUCAGGAGUUCUACAACAAGUAUGAGACCAAGGAGAUUCUGGGAAGGGGGGUGAGCAGCGUUGUGCGUCGCUGCAUCGACAAGCGGACGGCUCAGGAGUACGCAGUGAAGAUCAUCGACAUCACCCCCUCGGACAAGACCACCCCGGAGGAGAUCGAGGAGAUCAGGGAGGCGACGGUGAAGGAGAUCGACAUCCUGAAGAAAGUCUGCGGAAAGGACAACAUCAUACAGCUUAAAGACUACUACGUGUCCAACGCCUUCUUCUUCUUGGUUUUUGACCUGAUGAAGAAGGGUGAACUUUUUGACUACCUCACAGAGAAAGUUACUCUGAGCGAGAAGGAAACCAGGAAGAUCAUGCGUGCUCUGCUGGAGGUGGUCCAGUUCCUCCACAACCAGAACAUCGUGCACCGGGACCUGAAGCCUGAGAACAUCCUUCUAGACGACGACAUGAACAUCAAGCUCACGGACUUUGGCUUCGCCGUGCAAAUUGAGCCGAGUCAAAAGCUCAAAGAGGUGUGUGGGACCCCUGGUUACCUCGCUCCUGAGAUCAUCGGGUGCUCCAUGGACGCAGGACAUGCAGGAUAUCAGACCGCUGUGGACAUAUGGAGUUCAGGCGUGAUCAUGUACACGCUGCUCGCAGGCUCUCCGCCCUUCUGGCACAGGAAACAGAUGCUGAUGCUGCGGAUGAUCUUGGCCGGGAGCUACGACUUCUCGUCUCCUGAAUGGGAAGACCGCUCAGACACUGUUAAAGAUUUGAUCUCUCGGAUGCUGGUGGUGGAUCCGAAGCAGCGUUUCACAGCCAUGGAUGCUCUUAACCACUCGUUCUUCUCACAGUAUGUGGUGCAUGAAGUGCGAACGUUCACCCCAAAAAGACGCUUCAAGGUCAUCUGCAUGACCGUGCUCGCCACGAUGAGGAUCUACUGCAACUACCGCCGAGCCAAGCCUGUCACCAAGGAGGUGAUCAAGAGCGACCCGUACUCGAUCAAGCCCAUCCGCAAGCUCAUCGACGCCUGCGCCUUCAAGAUCUACGGCCACUGGGUGAAGAAGGGCCAGACUCAAAACAGAGCCGCUCUGUUCGAGAACACACCAAAAGCCAUCCUGCUGUCGAUUGCUGCCGAGGCAGAUGAGCCCAUUCACCAAAUCUGGUAA